UCACAGCGGUGUGUGUCUCUCGCUGACGACAGACGAUCGAAAUCUUGAAACGAACUCGAUAUUUGGACGGACUUGGGAACAUGGGUGUCGUCUCCGGGGGACUUAGUGACGGCGCCCUACUGUCGGACGGUACUAGGACGCUGUCAAAUGAAGGAAAUUUGCCUUCUGGAGUUGAGAUGGAAAUGGAAACUAUUCCUAUCACUGAGCCGGCUUUAAGAAAAGCAAGAAAACCAUUAGACAAUAAUAUUUACUCCACAAAGAAGACAGUUGCACAAGGAAUGAUGGAUUUAGCUUUAUUAACUGCUAAUGCAUCGCAGCUAAAGAUGCUUUUGAAAUACAACAUACAACGCACAUCUUUAUUUUUUAUACAGAUAUCCUGCAUAUCCAUUUCUAUAGCUCUACAGAUCAUUGUCGGAGUUUUACUAAUUAUUAAUUCAAGGUACAACAUUAAUAGACCUUCACAUCAUUCGAGAGCAGACCUUAUGAACAAUUUAACUGUGAUUGGAAUAUUUUUAAUUACUGUGGUCAAUGUGAUUUCUUCUUCAUUCAGUGACGCAUCAUGACAAAGAAGCUUGAAAUGUGUCUCCAAUUGAUAUACAAAUAUGUACUUUGAUAUAAAAUAUUGAAACAUAGUAUGAAGAUUUGCAACGUCAAGUCAUAACUCUCGACAAAGUGGAUUGAAAACCAAAACAUCAUUCGCAAAUAUAAAUAACAUUGAAUCUGAUUGAGUCAUCAAGUCGUAUUUAUGUAAUUUGUAGCAGAAUAAAUGCUUGUGUAAUUUAGAUUGAAAUCAAAUUCAACUGAAAUUGUACACAUUUAUUAAAGAUUGUUUAUUAG
Messenger RNA from Uloborus diversus, 837 nucleotides. Its product is annotated as ninjurin-A-like. Gene Ontology annotation, cellular component: membrane. The transcript has 3 exons. The record is from RefSeq and is a predicted model, not a curated record. Gene Ontology annotation, biological process: tissue regeneration; cell adhesion. Lineage: Eukaryota; Metazoa; Arthropoda; Arachnida; Araneae; Uloboridae. The coding region runs from base 81 to 563 and encodes 160 amino acids.